AUGGAGGAAGGGGUGGAGGUAGAGGAAGAAGUCAGCCUGAAUCUUCUACUCAACAAGAAGUGCGCUCUGUUGCUCGAUAUUUGUAGUAAAUUGGUGAGAGAAUUGGGAAUUCAAUUAGAAGCCACUAGUAAUGAUGUGAUAGUAACAAAUCCAUUAGGGUACAAUGCUCGGGUAGUUUUGCAAACUCUAAGAGAUAAGAAGCUAUAUGCCAAAUUGUCUAAAUGCGAGUUUUGGUUAAAUGAAGUAGCAUUUCUUGGGCAUGUGAUUUCUGCAGAAGGAAUUCAAGUUGAUCCCCAAAAGAUAAAAGCCAUUAUAGAAUGGAAAAUUCCAAAGAAUGUGUCUGAAGUGCGGAGUUUUCUGGGUCUUGCGGGUUAUUAUCGAAGGUUUGUGAAUAACUUUUCAAUGAUAUCUUUUCCUUUGACUAAGUUGAUGAGGAAAGAUGUGGCAUUUGUUUGGACUUUUGAGUGUCAAGAAAGUUUCGAAACAUUGAAGAAGAUUUUGACAAAAGCUCCAGUAUUGGUUCAAACUGAAUCUGGCAAGAACUAUGUGAUUUAUAGCGACGCGUCUCAUAAUGGUUUGGGAUGUGUGUUGAUGUAA
This is a messenger RNA of Hibiscus syriacus, 597 nucleotides long. RefSeq lists its product as uncharacterized. Bases 1 to 597 code for a protein of 198 amino acids. The record is from RefSeq and is a predicted model, not a curated record. NCBI's taxonomy places the organism in Eukaryota, Viridiplantae, Streptophyta, Magnoliopsida, Malvales, Malvaceae. The transcript is spliced from 3 exons.